This is a messenger RNA of Asterias rubens (European starfish), 2460 nucleotides long. RefSeq names its product degenerin mec-4-like. The record is from RefSeq and is a predicted model, not a curated record. Gene Ontology annotation, biological process: sodium ion transmembrane transport. Gene Ontology annotation, cellular component: membrane. Lineage: Eukaryota; Metazoa; Echinodermata; Asteroidea; Forcipulatida; Asteriidae. The transcript has 11 exons. Gene Ontology annotation, molecular function: ligand-gated sodium channel activity. Bases 166 to 1938 code for a protein of 590 amino acids.
CAUGGUGCUCUGAAAAGCAAUAGGCCUACAUGUUAUCCUACAACUGUGGUUGUCCAAGAUACUUUGCAGGAGAGACAAAACUGUAUGUUAAAACACCUUGAGCGUCGCUGAGUUGCGGGUACGCACGCUAUAUAUUGUAAGAAGCCACCAUUAAACUAGAUCAAAAUGGGUGAAUCUAGCGGGGACACUUUUAGCGGAGCCUUUGACUACUUGAUGUCAACUAGCUCUGCCCAUGGGCUGCCGAAUGUCCAACGAUCCAAGACUAUACUGUCCAAGACAAUUUGGUCGAUGCUCUUCUUAGGGAGUGUCACUGCUCUGCUCAUCCAGGUAAUUACGCUGAGCAAUACAUUCUUCGAGUACAACUACACGGUCAGUUUAGACGUCAAAUUCGACAGGUCGCUCCACUUUCCUGCCGUGACCAUUUGCAACUACAACCCGGUGUUGCGCUCAAAGCUUGCCGACGCCAGCGAAGAGUUUCGGACUGCCUUCGACGUUAACUUUGUCCCACCAGGUCCCCCAAAUGAGGCCGCGCCUUCCGGUCAGCAGGGAGGCAUUGAUGGCAGCCUCACAACUGAGACAUCUGAGACCCAAUCCUCCGGAGGGACGGAUCAUCCCAAUUCGGGUCCCAAUUCAGGUUCCCAACAGGUCGGUACCGCAGGGCUAGCCAACCCUAAUCCAACCACCCUUAAUCCAACCACUGCCAGCACAUCAUCUCCGGGGACUAACGCGUCCACAGCCACCACUGAGAAUGUAACUGAGGCUCUUGAGAGCUGGGAUGACCGGGAGCAGGGUGACUUCUUCAGAGAGAGAGAUCCAAGCUACCUUUUGGAGCAAACACUGAUCACGGAGCUUGCCAACAUAACGGAGCAAGAACGCAUGAUGAUGGGUCAUAGCCUGUCUACCAUGCUACUGGAUUGCAAAUGGAAAGGAUACCCCUGCUCACCUUCAAACUUCACGUCUUUCUACCAUUACAAGUAUGGCAACUGUUACACCUUCAACCAUUUUACUAAAGGAGAUUUGUUUACAAACCGACCGGGUCCCCUUUACGGUUUAUCCAUGCGUCUGUUCGUACAACAGGACGAGUACAUGCCGGAUAUAACCGAAUCGGCUGGAUUCCGACUCGUUGUCCACGGCCCUGACAAGAUGCCAUUUCCUGAGGAUGACGGCAUUGCCAUCUCACCGGGAUUCCAGACUGCCGUAGCGGCUCGUAUCAUGAAUAUUGAGCGUCUGGGCGGCCUUUACAGUAACUGCUCAGAUAGUCCAAAGAGCAAUGAUAUCUUCAAAGAGGUCUAUAAUACAACGUACAGCUUAAAGGCCUGCGAACGUAGCUGUUAUCAAAACCAAGUCAUCAAGGAAUGCAAGUGUUUCGAUCCUCACUAUCCAAACUUGCCAGACAGUGGGGUGUUUCCAUGCGAACUAACCGACGAGAAAGCUAUAGACUGUCUAACAAAACUGGAUGACAUGUACAAAAACGAUUCAUUGCAAUGUGACUGUUAUCAAGCAUGUAGUGAGACAACCUACCUGACUUCAGUGAGUUCAUCCGUAUGGCCUGCUGAUAAAUAUGAGGAUAAACUUUUCCGUGAUAUCAUCGAUCGUAAUGAGGAGGUACGGACCAACCUGAGGAAAACCUCACCGGGCGAAUGGGUCAAGCGAAACGUAGCCAAAGUGGAUGUCUUCUUUCAGGAGUUCAAUUAUCAAUACAUCAAACAGUUGCCUGCUUACGCUUUUGUAAAUUUGAUAAGCGACGUCGGCGGUCAACUUGGACUCUGGCUGGGCCUGUCCGUUCUGACAAUGUUCGAGUUUGUGGAAAGCUGCGGCUUUCUCUUCAGGGUGUGUUUCGCCAAGAUGGCACGCCGGAAAAAGACGACCUGUACACCCGUCAAGAACCUCAAGAUAUUCCCGGUCGAUAACCGAGGUGUUUCGUUGGAGCAGUUGUAAAAGUUAACUUUUCGAAAUCAAUCAUAGUUUUAUUUAUUUUAAGAAAGUUGGAUCCUGUCAAAUCUAAGUAGCUAAUAAAUUGUUGAAUAUUGUCCUUGUCUUUCAAACGAAGAGUCUUGCGUUGUUUUGUAUUUAAAAAUGAUACGCGGGCUUUGGUGAUAAUACAUAGUCUUAAAACUGACGCCCUUCUUUAUUCUUUAUGUAUAAACCUUGCACUAUGAAGUAAAACCGGCCAAUGAGAAAAAUGGUCUGAAGCAUUGAGAGAAAAUUAUUUUGAUCUUUUGAAAUCUUGGGAAAUGUUACGGAUUCUCCAAUAAUAUUUUAUGUAAAGUUUAUGUGAAAUUUUUAUAUAUAUGAGUAAAUUGUCAGUACACGAUCGUGCCUUGAUGGGGAACUGCUUGUCUGCUACCCAUUGUAAAUGUUUUAAGUAGAUUAAUCAAAUGUAUAUAUAUAUAUUAUAUCAUAGGUUUUCUUGAUCAAUUUCGGCAAACGAGCAGCCAAUUUAACCAUCAAGCUAUUCUA